GGCAUUAGCAAGAUGGCGGCGGCAGAGGUGGCGCCGGCGGGAGCCGGCUCUGAGUCUCCGGCCCCGCCGGUGUGCGUGCUGGUGCUGGGCAUGGCGGGCUCUGGGAAAACCACCCUGGUGCAGAGGCUCACUGCCCAUUUGCACAGCCAGAAUUCCCCGCCCUACGUCAUCAACCUGGACCCUGCUGUGCACGAGCUUCCUUUUCCAGCCAACAUCGAUAUCAGAGACACAGUGAAGUACAAAGAAGUCAUGAAACAAUAUGGUCUGGGCCCAAAUGGUGGAAUAGUGACUUCUCUCAAUCUCUUUGCCACAAGAUUUGAUCAGGUGAUGAAGUUUAUUGAAAAGCGACAGAACACAUCUCAAUAUGUUCUUAUUGAUACACCAGGACAGAUUGAGGUGUUCACCUGGUCAGCCUCAGGCACUAUCAUCACUGAGGCACUGGCUUCCACUUUUCCUUCAGUUGUCGUUUAUGUGAUGGACACAUCUCGCAGCACCAGCCCUAUCACCUUUAUGUCUAACAUGUUGUAUGCUUGCAGUAUCCUGUACAAAACAAAACUACCUUUUAUUUUGGCCAUGAACAAGACAGAUAUCAUUGAUCAUAGUUUUGCAGUAGAAUGGAUGCAGGAUUUUGAGAUCUUUCAAGAUGCCUUGAAUCAAGAGACAACAUAUGUUAGUAACCUGACUCGUUCCAUGAGCCUGGUGUUGGAUGAGUUUUACAGCUCACUCAAGGUGGUUGGUGUUUCUGCUGUGCUGGGUACAGGACUGGAUGAAUUUUUUGUGAAAGUCUCUGAAGCUGUAGAUGAAUAUGAGAGGGAGUAUCGUCCAGAAUAUGAGCGUCUGAGAAAAUCAUUGGCGAAAGCCCAGAGCAAGCAGCAGAAAGAGCAGCUGGAACGUUUGCAGAAAGACAUGGGCUCUGUGGCUAUGGAGAGCAACCCACUUGCAGAUUCUUCUGACAUUUCUGCAUUGGGCCCCUCUGACUUGAUCAUGACACGAGGAACUUUGGAUGAGGAAGAUGAAGAGAGAGAGAGUGAUACUGAUGAUAUUGACCAUCAAGUCACUGAGGAAAGCCACGAAGAACCAGCCUUCAGAAACUUCAUGCAGGAGACAAGGAUGAAGUACCAGAAUAGAAGUAGCCACUAAGAGACUUUCAGAAGCAAAGCGCUGCAAACCCUUCGACUGGCGAGAACAGCAAGAGCAAACUGUCCACCACCUUCUGUGCUGUGAAGACACCAGUGCAGCCUUGUAUGCAAUCUAACUUCCGUGAAGCACUUUCUCUGAUACUUAAAUAUCUGUACUUGCAAAAUCAGUUGGUUACUGUGAGCUGGAGUUCUGACUUCAGGUGUUUAACCUUUUGCCAUUGUGACUUUUAAAACAAAAUAAGGAUUGCACUUUUCCCUUUUCUCCAAAUAGUUUUGCUCCGCCUUGUUGGGAACUUGAAUUCCUGGUGUGUCAGCAUUAUUGUCUGGAGUUUUGGUCCACCCCUGGGAGUUCAACACCAUCCCCACAUUCAAAGCUCAUGGUUUCUCUUGGGUGCAGGGGAUGGGUGAGACCUCUGCUGGAAAGCUCUUCUGAGAAUUGUCUCCAUUUAGUUAUGGUGGUGGCUCAAAUUCAGAGGGUUGGGGCAAUAGUCUUGUGUGAUAACAGCCAGAGCCUCAAUUUUAAAUGUAUUCCCUAUUAAAUUCUGCAGCUAAAAUUUGAUCAGAGGCUAGAAAGGUCUUUUCAAGAACUUGUUUCUAAAUGGAGUUUUCUCUGAGUUACUGAAACAGGGUAACUGAAAUGUCACUGCAAUCCCAUGUUUGACAUUUUAUUUUGUUCUGUAAUUUAUUAUAAAGUAUUUUUUGCUAUUGACAA
Emys orbicularis (European pond turtle) is the source of this 1851-nucleotide messenger RNA. RefSeq names its product GPN-loop GTPase 1 (gene GPN1). The record is from RefSeq and is a predicted model, not a curated record. Gene Ontology annotation, molecular function: GTPase activity; ATP hydrolysis activity. NCBI's taxonomy places the organism in Eukaryota, Metazoa, Chordata, Testudines, Emydidae. The transcript is spliced from 14 exons. Bases 13 to 1140 code for a protein of 375 amino acids.